AUGGAGCAGACGGGGAAGGAAGCGACAAGGGAAGCAUCAGAACAGGUAUCAAAUGAAUUCAAAACACUGGUUGAUGCUCAGGACUUGGAUUCACUCAAACAAUUGCAGCACCUCAUAUUGGGGAGAUUGCAAGAUGGUAAUGCAGUCCUGUCACAUUUUAAUGAGUUUUCAGAGAACUGCUUUGCUGAGGUUGCUGGAGAUUUCUCUAGACACACACGCCUAUUAAGGUCUAUGAAGUCUGAUCUUGAAUACAUAUUUCAGAAGUUGAGAAAGAUCAAAGUCACACAUAGGAAAAGAACAAUCCAGGCUGAGCCCUGUAGUCCAAAAUGGGUCGGUGUUGGUCCUAGCGAGUUCGUCUGUGAUAUCAUGGAUAAGCUUUGA
Molecule: messenger RNA, 381 nt
Organism: Prunus armeniaca (apricot)
Lineage: Eukaryota; Viridiplantae; Streptophyta; Magnoliopsida; Rosales; Rosaceae
Source: the annotation of a GenBank genome assembly